CACAGGGAGGUAGGUAUACCUGGCCAGGUGCGAGCGCGCCUCAUACCCGACAGCGGAGCAGCAUUGUACCAAGUGUGAUGGGCUUGCGCUGUGGAGCUAUGGCGCUCACGUUGACUGUCGUCGUUGUCGUCGUUCUUAUGGCCGUGUCUGUUGAAGGUUACGGUGGUCGCCGCCGCGUCGUUAACCAUAUUUGCCGAUACACGGAGACCAAGGUAGACAACUGUACCCGGACCGUCUAUUACCCCUGCCCGGAUGAAGACAGUCAGGAAGACAGUCAGGAAGACAGCACCGACGCGCCGGAAGAUGAGCACGAGGAUGGCGCGUUGUCAAGGCGACGGCGCUCGUCCGACUACUAUGCCAACUUCUGGAGAUUCCGAUACCGACGUAGGUACUCUAACGUGAAGUGGUGUGAGAAGGAGGAGACGUACACCUGCAUCAUGUUCCGCUGCUACAUCGCCUGCUGCCCCGGAUGGAAGGUGGACGAAGACUUGGGGACCUGUUCCAUCCGUGAGGACCCUAAACCCGCCAUCGAGUGUAUGAACGGAGGAACGGCCGUGCAGGGCGACUCGGGCCCAAAAUGUGAAUGUCCCUCCAUGUACACCGGCACAAGAUGCGAGGAAGUUCGGUGUGAGCUCGAGUGUAUGAACGACGGCAUGUGCAGUGUCUUCGAGGGACGUCCACGCUGUGUGUGUUCAGAUGACUUCAAUGGAACCCGCUGCGAGAACCCUGUCUGUGAAAACGGUUGUGGAAGUUACGGGUAUUGCGCUGCUGAGGAGGGGGAAGCCAGAUGUCACUGUAUCCAUGGUUACAUGGGGAGGAAUUGUGAGCGACGUGUCCCCGAGCCAGAGAAGGAAGGCGAUUGUCCGCCCUUGACUCCAACUUCCGUCGGUACAUGCGCAGAGACAUGUGAAGUGGACUCGGAAUGUCCCGGGAAGCAGAAGUGCUGCAGUAACGGAUGCGGCCACAUGUGUGCCCACCCGGCCAACUACACCUGCCCCUAUCUUGGACACAACUACAAGAUCGGCGACAUUUUCAACCCUACGCCAUGCGACGUGUGCACGUGCGUGACCCCUGACCCCAGCAAGGAAUAUGGCGGUGCCAAAUGUCAGCGUCCGAUUUGUCCCCCCGUCGAGAACUGCAAAGAAAUCAAACAGGAUGAAACCAGAUGUUGCGAGUACUGCGCAGAUCCACUGGUAACAGAAGCGCCUGAAGUGGAUAAUGAUCCACCGGUAACAGAAGCGCCUGAAGUGGAUCAUGAUCAACCGGUAACAGAAGCGCCUGAAGUGUAUAAUGAGCCCCGCUUCCUCAACUGCCCCGUGGUGCUCGUCACAAUCGAUGUCGCUCACGACAAGAACGAGGCACGGUUGCCGCCCCUGAUGUUGCACGCACGUGAUCACAAGGGCGCGGUCCUCGCUGUCCUACUGCCCAAAACAGUGUUCACGGCAGGCAUUGGCGGGCAGAACUACGAUAUUGUCAUCGCUACCUCAUCCCGGGACGCUAGGGGAAAUUUCGCUCUUUGCAAGUUCCAUGUCAGAAUCCGAGACGUCCACGCGCCCAACUUCACCUUCUGCCCGACGGACGUCUACCUGCCCAAGGAGGGACAGGCCACGUGGGAAAUGCCCCAGGCAGAGGAUAACGUGGGGCUCGUCCGUCCCCCCAUCUCCCGCCAUAAGUCCGGAGACUACUUCAAGAAGGGAGAUCACCCUGUUGUCUAUAUCUCCGAAGACUACGAAGGGAACAUCGCCCGCUGCCACUUCUUUGUCAAGGUCCCAGAAAGCGCCGCGCUCAUUAACAAAAACCAUGACAGUUAUACCAAGGACAAAGCCCUCAUGUUUAUCGGAAGUGGCAUCGCAUUCCUCCUCCUCGUCGUUGUCAUCAUCAUCAUUGCCGUGCUGUGUCGUCGCCACCGUCGCCGGGAGCCUCAAGCCACACCACCUCCCCCAGCUUACGAGAACGCCAUCUACUCACUAACGGGAGUGCCCAUGCCCCCAGCCUACAAGGAGAAGCCCCCAGUGUACGAGAACGAGGUCAUCCCGGAGAAGAAGGAGGAAGCUAUGGGAGAGGAAGACAAAUCCCCCUUGGAUGCCGACGACGUGGACGUCAAACUCGGCAUCGACAACCCGACUUACCGGAUUUAGGGGACACAACUCGGGCAAGACUGAGAUGGCUUGUCUCCCUUUGUACACCGACACUGAUAAAUGGAGACGAAACCCAGCUCAGAUAAUACACCCUGACGCUAUCCUUCUUUUCGCUCAUUUUCAGUUUGAUAUUAAAAUGCUCAGAGUAUAGCGAGCUGGGCCCCGUUCCACAAAGCCAUCUUGUCUCUAAGGUGAUCAUAACUCUCAUACUUUCACACUGGCUUAAGAUAAGUAAGACGCUAAGAUCACUUUGUGGAACGGUGCCCUGGACCGCUGGAUCUUGUAAAUACCACUUGCCAUGCUACUUUAAGGACUGGUCAUGUAUUAUUAGGGGGGGGGGGGGGGGGGGGGUGAGGUGAUUGGACUGCAUCAUCUAUUGGUGACACACCCAACUUAUUUAACCUUUUUUUAUUUGUCCCACUUUCACUAUGUUAUGUUUUUUAUGACCACCCCUUAAUUUCAACCCCCGUAAAAUUUAUGAUCAGUCCGUUACUAUGCUACUACUAUGCUGUGUUUUUGUAUAUCAUCGCUCACUAAUAUAAUUAUCCAUGUACAAUUGCUACUUACAUAAUUGAGGCUUUCUGAAAUGUAUCCGAUUCGUCAUUUAUGAGAAUUCCAGGAAACAUACAUGUGCGUCACCAGGUGUGUCAAGGCUCCCCUAUGAAUCGUUGUAUCGCAAUUUGUAUUAAACCUUGCGAUUCGAAACACCAUGCAUUUAUUGAUGUUUGUUUCUUUAAUUCUGAAUUUCAAGAAAUACUGUUUUCGAAGUUUUACGAUAACUCCGCCUGAUGGUAAGGAUGGUCACGCAACAAAGAAAAAACUAAAUAUAUCUGCAAAAUAUUUUUAGAACGAGCCUAAAUUAACCAGUCGUAGGGGUUAAAUACAAAACUGGUUAAUAGCAACAACCUGCUUUUGGCAAGGACGCUUGGAACAUGGAGACUUUUGCGCAUAAUCGGCUCAAAUUACGUAUGAUACGUACGAAAGGUUGGCGUAUCGUGACUCAAAUAUGUACUACUGUAUAUUGCUAUUUUUGAUUAUUGUAUUUUUAUAGUCAUUAUUCUUGUAACAAGCUUACAGCAAAAUCACGUUUACUUUCAUAAAUGAUUUUGAAAUAGGAGAAAAUAAUAUGAGGCAGCGAAGAGUGCUGUCCCUUAGUGCAAGAGUGCUGUCCCUUAGUGCAAGAGUGCUGUCCCUUAGUGCAAUAGUGCUGUCAGAAUCUAUAGCUUGCACGGUGACGAUGCAACCAUACAACCAUACAAAUGUCUUUCAAGAGUUUGGAUUGUUGUGACUAUACGAAGUAUAUCACGGCCUAGAAUGUUAUAUCCUAGAUUAUUUUCGUCUAAUUGACAACAACGUCAACUAAAUCGACAGACUAUUUUUAUAAUAGGUAUAUAAUGUACUAACAGAUAUGCUUUGCCGUGCAUUUGUUCUUAGGUCUAUAACAAAUGAGAUGAACUGAUUGAAUUUAAAUACAAACUAACUGCACGAGCUAUCUGUGAUCUUCACGUACUCAACUCACGUAGUUCAGAAAAGGUUUCCUUGAUCAUAUUUCUACUUUUACAGAUUACACGGACUAUUAUUAAUAAAAGAGCAAAUGUCGUUAUAUGUCCUCAAACGCAACCUAUGAUAUGUUAUGUGCGUCUUGAGCGUGGAGGCCGUUCGCUCUUGGUAACUGUUUUCUACAAGUGUACAUCAUUAUCCUCUGACGAAGCGGUGUUUGUAAGAUAGAUUUUGUUAAAUUUUCAUUAAAACAUUCCAUUGUUUGUUGGUGAUAAUGUUUGUUGGAAUAAAUAAACCGAAAUAAAACCAGGAAAUCUCUGAAACCAA
Haliotis rufescens (red abalone) is the source of this 3965-nucleotide messenger RNA. RefSeq lists its product as uncharacterized. Lineage: Eukaryota; Metazoa; Mollusca; Gastropoda; Lepetellida; Haliotidae. The coding region runs from base 78 to 2138 and encodes 686 amino acids. Gene Ontology annotation, cellular component: extracellular region. The record is from RefSeq and is a predicted model, not a curated record. The transcript has 13 exons. Gene Ontology annotation, molecular function: protein binding; peptidase inhibitor activity.